AUGUCCUCUCAUCGCAGUCCUCCUGUCGUCGAAGUUCCUGCACUAGAUGACAAGAAGGCACUGUAUACUGCUCGGCGGCCGGAACGAGCUAGCGACAAAGCGAAACGCAUCAAGAACCCAAAAUGGUGGGCUCGUGUUUAUCUAGUUCCGUUAUCUCGCCGUAUUGGUCCGGUCCUGACCCACGGCAGGGAGGUAAUAUUUGUUGCUACUCACCACGAAACCGCCAGUGAGAAGGCCAGGCGCAUCAAGAACCCAAAACUAUGGGUUCGCGUGGUGUUGUUUCUCUGCUGGAUACCAGCUGUCACGAACACACUAAAUACCCACGACAGAAAGUAUUACUACAGCAGAACGGGUCUGGCAUCUAUCUCCUGCCUGAAGACUCUGAUACUGUUCGUUGAGUGA
This is a messenger RNA of Suillus subaureus, 402 nucleotides long. RefSeq lists its product as uncharacterized. The record is from RefSeq and is a predicted model, not a curated record. The transcript is spliced from 7 exons. Lineage: Eukaryota; Fungi; Basidiomycota; Agaricomycetes; Boletales; Suillaceae. Bases 1 to 402 code for a protein of 133 amino acids.